GGAAACCAUUUGUACUACUUCUCUUGGAGGCAAAAAAUUGGACAGAACACUGGAUUGGAGAUGUUUGGAGAUCCAAAACAUUUCCUAAAACUUAUUUGGAGUUGCAGGACAGAGAAAGAAUGAAAAGCCAAUCUUUAGCAAGUAAGGAAAUUGGAAAAGGCCCUUCUGAUGUCCAGUGUGGGAGCUAUGGGGAGAUCUGGACAAGAACUGGGCAGAAGAUCCUGAAGGAGAAAACCACCCUUUCAGAAGUUCAACCCUGGAAGUUCAGGGGCUUCCAACACCAGGAGAAUGAAGGUCCCCGAGGACUUUGCAGCCGACUCCAUUCCUUUUGUAGUCGAUGGUUGAGAUCAGAAAAGUACACAAAAGCACAGAUGCUGGACCUGGUUGUUUUGGAGCAGUUCCUGGCGCUUCUGCCCCUGCAGAUGGAGAGCUGGGUGCGGGAGUGUGGAGCAGAGACCAGCUCCCAGGCGGUGGCCCUGGUGGAAGGCUUCCUCCUGAGCCAGGUGGAGAAGGAGAGGAUUAACUGGCAGUCCUUCAUGGUGGAGAUCAGAGAUCCUGAGGGAAGGAGGUAUCCAUCAAGUUCAUCUCCAGAAAUGUUUUUCAGGAGGAUCUCUCAGGAUGAUCUAAAUCAAGACACAACCAGAGGGAAGAAUAGAGGAAAGUUGGCCCUUCCUGAUGGUGGAACUGACACAAUGGUUAAAACUCCAGUUCAAGUAAGAGGAAAUUAAUUUAUUAAAUUUGUAUGCUUCCUUUCCUUCAGAAAGUCAAGCUGAUGUACAUAGACAGUCUCCUUCCAUUUUUCU
Messenger RNA from Notechis scutatus (mainland tiger snake), 803 nucleotides. NCBI's taxonomy places the organism in Eukaryota, Metazoa, Chordata, Lepidosauria, Squamata, Elapidae. The record is from RefSeq and is a predicted model, not a curated record.